Molecule: messenger RNA, 2691 nt
Organism: Anolis sagrei ordinatus
Lineage: Eukaryota; Metazoa; Chordata; Lepidosauria; Squamata; Anolidae
Gene: PXK
Product: PX domain containing serine/threonine kinase like
Biological process (GO): negative regulation of monoatomic ion transport; negative regulation of ATP-dependent activity; protein phosphorylation
Cellular component (GO): plasma membrane
Molecular function (GO): actin binding; ATP binding; protein kinase activity
Source: RefSeq, a predicted model, not a curated record
UGGCGACUCCAAGUGUUGACAGUGGUUGGGCUCAGUCAUCGCCCUGGCGGGGAAGCGUGGGUCUCGCGGAGGAGGAAGGCGCGCGGGGGAAAUGGCCUUCAUGGAGAAGCCGCCGGCGGGGAAGGUGCUGCUGGACGACACAACGCCCCUGGCCGCGGUGGUCGAGGCCAGCCAGAGCCUCCACUCCCACACGGAAUACAUAAUUCGAGUGCAAAGAGGAAUUUCCAUGGAAAAUAGUUGGCAGAUUAUAAGACGAUACAGUGACUUUGAUUUGUUGAAUAAUAGUUUACAGGUUUCUGCUCUAAGCCUACCUCUUCCUCCCAAAAAGUUAAUUGGAAACAUGGACCGUGAAUUCAUAGCAGAAAGACAGAAAGGACUUCAGAACUAUCUCAAUGUAAUAACUUCCAAUCAUAUACUGUCCAACUGUGAACCAGUAAAGAAAUUUUUGGAUCCAAACAACUAUUCUGUAAACUACACAGAAAUUGCCUUACAACAUGUUUCAAUGUUCUUUCGAUCGGAGCCAAAGUGGGAAGUAGUGGAACCGUUAAAAGAUAUAGGCUGGAGGAUACGCAAGAAAUAUUUCUUAAUGAAGAUUAAGAAUCAACCAAAGGAGCGGCUAGUUUUAAGUUGGGCUGACCUUGGCCCAGACAAAUACAUGUCUGACAAAGAUCUUCAGUGUGCUGUGAAAUUUAUUUCUUCUUGUUCUCAUCCUUAUAUUUAUAAAGUCAUUUUUGCAACAGCCAGUGAGUCUUCUGCACUAGUAAUCAGACCCUUCAAUGAAAAAGGAACACUGAAAGACCUGAUAUAUAAGGCAAAACCAAAAGAUCAAUUUUUGAAGAAGUACUGUAACCCGAAAAAAAUUCAAGGUCUUGAACUUCAACAGAUAAAAACAUUUGGCAGACAAAUAUUAGAGGUUCUAAAGUUCUUGCACGAGAAAGGAUUUCCGUAUGGGCACCUUCAUGCAUCCAACGUAGUGUUGGAUGGGGACACGUGCAGGUUGUUGGACUUGGAGAAUUCAUUGCUGGGACUUCCAUCCUUCUAUCGGUCUUAUUUUACACAGUUCCGAAAAAUUAAUACUUUAGAAGCUGUCGAUGUCCAUUGCUUUGGCCAUUUGCUGUAUGAAAUGACGUAUGGGAGACCCCCAGAUUCAGUUCCAGUAGAGAGUUUCCCCCCUGCACCAUCCAACUCUGUAGUGACUGUACUGGAAUCCAUUCUUUCUCCUGAAGCCACAAAAAAUGGCAUGCCAACCGUCUCCCGUCUCUUACAAAUGCCGUUAUUCAGUGAUGUCUUUUUAACAAAUUCAGAAAAAACACAGUUCAAGAUUCCCUCUAAAUUAAAAGAAGCCCUGAAGACUGCCAAAGAAUGCAUAGAGAAGAGACUAGUAGAAGAACAGAAACUGAUUCAUCAGCACAGAAGACUGACGAGAGCGCAAUCUCAUCACGGUUCAGAGGAAGAGAAAAAAAGGAGAAAGAUCUUGGCUCGAAAAAAGUCUAAACGCUCAGCCUUCGAGAGUGGAGAAGAACAAACUAUGAAAUCCAGCAACUCAAAUAAUUCAGCAGGCUCUGGAGCAAGUUCACCUCUGACAUCGCCUUCCUCCCCUGUUCCACCUUCUACAGCAGGUGCCUCGACCAUCCCUUCACCGCCUCCACCACCAGCAGCCCCAUCCCUUCCUCCAAAUCUGGAUGUGCCAACACAGUCUGACCCUGUUAACAGCACAAGUCGGGGUGCCUUACUUAGCUCCAUUCAGAAUUUCCAGAAAGGAGCUUUGAAGAAAACAGAAACCUGUGACUACAGUGUCCCCAGAAUCAGCUGAAACUGUUUGCACCAAGUCGUCUUGGACACACUUCCCACUUGUGUUCCAGAAACAAUUUUUUCCUAUAACAACUUGAUUUAGACUCUGCCUGGUGGUUUCCUUGUUUUACAGCUGCCUGUUUAGAGCCAUUUCAACCCUCCUCCCCACUCUGAGCGACAUUUUUGAGUAGCAGUGCUAUCUCAGAUGGCAUCCUCCAAAAUGGCCAAGUGUCAUUUCUGUUUGAAAAGAAUUUGUACUCCUUUAUGGAAUCUUGUUUUUGGUAGGUAGGAUUCCUCUUAAUAGAAAAAAAUAAGAAAAAAUGCAAAAGCUCCACGAUGACACGGUUCAUUUGCUGAAGCCUGUUUUCACGGGCUUCUGAAAGGUUAACCCCUCUACACUGAUGUGUGUACAUUGAGUGACAAAAUUCACUUAAUCUGAAAACUGGCAAGAUGCUUAAGUCUUCUGCUCUCCCUGCAAAACACCGAGUCAGUCCAUGAAAUUAUUCCAAUAUUGUUAGAAUACGACAAGAAGACUGUAGUUCUGCAAGUUAAUUGGAUCUGGGAAUUAGCUUGGUGUAUUGAGCUACUUUAUACUUAAUAGAGGACUUGCAGGGUAUUUCCCAUCAGACCAGUUGUAGCAUCAGUGUGAGGCACGCUCUUGAGCUAGGAGUUAGCAGAAGAGCUAAAUGUCCUAAUGUUUUAGUGGGGGGAAAAAUCCCUUUCCUGAUUUGCUCAAAACCUUAAAUUGCACUUUAAGGAUUAUUAGUAAUCCAUUUUUAAAAUCAUGUAUACAUCAGUGUUUGUUGCUAUGCAGAGAAUGUCAUUGUGUAAAAGAGUUCAUGUAACCUGUGAUAUACUCAAGUCAUAUUUUUAUUAAAAUAAAUGUCAAUAGAAUUUCAA